This is a messenger RNA of Lutra lutra (Eurasian river otter), 898 nucleotides long. RefSeq names its product chymotrypsinogen 2-like. Lineage: Eukaryota; Metazoa; Chordata; Mammalia; Carnivora; Mustelidae. Gene Ontology annotation, molecular function: serine-type endopeptidase activity. Gene Ontology annotation, biological process: proteolysis. The record is from RefSeq and is a predicted model, not a curated record.
UCCGCAGGCAGGCACCCUACAGCUCUCUGACCACAGCACCAUGGCCUUCCUCUGGCUUCUCUCCUGCUGCGCCCUCCUGAGCACAGCCUUCGGCUGCGGGGUUCCUGCCAUCCACCCCGUGCUGAGUGGCCUGUCCCGGAUCGUCAAUGGGGAGGACGCAGUCCCGGGCUCCUGGCCCUGGCAGGUGUCCCUGCAGGACAGCACUGGCUUCCACUUCUGCGGGGGCUCCCUCAUCAGCGAGGACUGGGUGGUCACUGCCGCCCACUGCGGGGUCAGAACCUCCCACCGGGUCUGGGCUGGGGAGUUUGACCAGGGCUCCGAUGCUGAGGACAUCCAAGUGCUGAAGAUUGCCAAGGUCUUCAAGAACCCCAAGUUCAACAUGUUCACAGUUAACAACGACAUCACCCUGCUGAAGUUGGCCACGCCCGCCCGCUUCUCCCAGACCGUGUCCCCCGUGUGCCUGCCCAAUGAGAGCGACGACUUCCCUGCGGGGACCCUGUGCGCCACCACUGGCUGGGGCCUGACCAAACACACCAAUGCCAACACCCCUGACAGGCUUCAGCAGGCGACCCUGCCCCUCCUGUCCAACACCGAGUGCAAGAAGUUCUGGGGCAACAAGAUCACCAACCUCAUGGUCUGCGCCGGGGCCAGUGGCGUGUCCUCCUGCAUGGGCGACUCUGGGGGUCCCCUGGUCUGCCAGAAGGACGGCUGGACCCUGGUGGGCAUCGUGUCCUGGGGCAGCGGCACCUGUUCCACCUCCACUCCUGGCGUGUACGCCCGCGUCACCGAGCUCAUGCCCUGGGUACGGCAGAUUCUGGAAGCCAACUGAGUCUCCGGCCUCACCCUGCCAUCCCUGCUGACCUGCUCCCACAAAGCCUCAAUAAAUCAAUAAAACACA